Diorhabda sublineata is the source of this 11839-nucleotide messenger RNA. It is a transcript of the gene Ttk, whose product is annotated as protein tramtrack, alpha isoform-like. The record is from RefSeq and is a predicted model, not a curated record. Gene Ontology annotation, molecular function: protein binding. Bases 259 to 1701 code for a protein of 480 amino acids. Gene Ontology annotation, biological process: regulation of transcription by RNA polymerase II. Gene Ontology annotation, cellular component: nucleus. The transcript has 3 exons. Lineage: Eukaryota; Metazoa; Arthropoda; Insecta; Coleoptera; Chrysomelidae.
CAUUUAUGAUAUCCGCAGGUCUUACAAGGGAAAAACGCGAUUGUGCGCUAAAAACAUUCAAAGGCUUCGCGGUUCUUUGUACCCCGAGCUACCCCGAUAAGUUCCGAACCCAACAGAGACAGACUAUUAUUUGCUGACAUGGCGACUUGAAGUGUUGUGGUGUGUUUAGUUAUCCUGUUUGGGGAUUUAACCCUUUUGUUUUUAAUGGUGACACUGUCAAAAGUGUAAUCCAGAAAUAGUAAUCCCCUUACAUUGCCAAUGUCAAGCCAACCCUAUCGAUACCCGCAACAAAUACCGUAUCUAAAACCUGGAAUAGCAGCACCUGCGCCAGCCAUGUCUUCCCAACGUUUUUGUCUCAGAUGGAACAACCAUCAAUCCAAUUUACUCUCAGUAUUCGAUCAGUUACUCCACGAUGAAAGUUUCGUUGAUGUAACUCUCGCAGUGGAAGGACAAUUGCUCAAAGCCCAUAAAAUGGUACUAUCAGCAUGCAGUCCGUACUUCCAAGCACUGUUUAUCAAUCAUCCUGAUAAACAUCCAAUUGUGAUAUUAAAAGACGUCCCGUAUAACGAUAUGAGAUGUCUGUUAGAUUUCAUGUAUCGAGGUGAAGUUAGUGUCGACCAAGAUAGGCUGACUGCAUUUUUAAGAGUUGCUGAAAGUCUAAGAAUAAAAGGUCUAACGGAAGUAAAUGAAGAAAAAUGUGAUACAAUUGCUUCCUCGCUCACACAACAAAAUUUACAAAAUUUGCCAAAUUUACAAAGAUUGCAACAAAGUAAAAGGUUUGGCAAUCAUUUAAAUAUGUUAGGUAACGCUUUACUACAACCUAAAAGGAAAAGGGGUAGGCCUCGGAAACUCUCUGGAUGUUCUAAUGGACCUGAUGAUUAUGACAAGGAUAUUGUACAAGGUAGUCCGGAAAUGUUGGAAGUUAAGAUGGGAAUGGAUAAUUUUGCGGGCAAUAAUUCAGAUACAAGUGUUGGAAAGAACGAAGGUGAUUUGGAUGAAGAAAAAGUAAAAACGGAACCAGAACCUGUAGCCGGAUCCUCCAACGAUCAGUCAAUGUAUAAUAAUAAACUUAACGAAGACUUCCAUCCUUCCGACUUAUUGGCCCAGAAGCUUUUGACGCCCAAAACGGAACUGAAUGAAAACGCAGAAAGUUCCAAUUCAGACCCCUCAAAUCAGCUCUCAAACACUCCCGAAUCAUCUCGAAUUAGUACUCCUGACAAUUUUCUAAAUAACAAUAAUAAUAUGACACCCUCCACUAGUUCAACUUCCCUACCAAAUAUGUCGAAUCUUCCGCAGAACUUGUCGAAUUCAAUGGGAGCUCCAUCUACCGGUAGGCAACCGUCCAAAAGAAGAGUAAGGCGUAGGGCGACAUCUCAAAGUCAGGAUCCCGCAGAAGCACUCACCGAAAUGUCUGUAAGGGGGUUAAAUUUAUUUAGAUAUGCAUCGAUAAAUGAGGGAGUAUAUCAGUGCACUGAAUGUGCUAAAGUUGACGUACAAAAGACAUUUAAGAACAAAUACAGCUUCCAGCGACACGCAUUCUUAUAUCACGAAGGUCACCAAAGAAAAGUUUUCCCUUGUCCAGUUUGCCAGAAAGAGUUUUCAAGGCCCGACAAGAUGAAGAAUCAUAUGAAGACGGUACACGAUUGUUUUAUGCCAAAAGACGUCGUUUUUCCACCAAUGGGAUUCUUUCCAACAAUGUAAAGCUAACAGCAUAAAAAAGAAUUGAUUUCGUACUUGGUGCUUCUUUGUAAAAGUAAAGCAAUCUUUAUUUAAUCAUAUAGAGUACAAUUUUUUUAAACAUGUGAUUAACCAAUGGUGGUUAAAAAUAACCUGAAAGGUUUUAUUUUAGUAAUUUUACAACUGCUAAGCAGUGAUUAUCGAAGAUAAAGGUAGUUUCAUUGGUAAACUGUUAUAUGUUAAAAAAAAACGAAUUUUCAAUUCAAAAUAUCUAUUUUUAUACAUAUAUUUUCAUAUAUUAUUCUAAUUUUUCCAUUACGUUUGUAAGCUACACUGAACAAAUUGUAUAUUUCUUACAUAAUAAUAUGUAAUACACGAGAAUAUUGAAUAUUACAAAGAAACUUGGUUACGUUUUUUUUAAAAUUUACUAAUAAGCUGGUAUUACUAGUGGUUUUAAAAAUAAAUAACAUUAACGAAGUUGUUAAAAAGUAUAUAAGAAUACUUUUUGUAACCAAGAUUUAAUCAUUUAAGGUGUUAAAUUAAUUGUGAAACUAAAGUUCAUUGCAACACUUGUUACAUUACCUUCAUAAUAUCAUUCUAUUUCUUUACCAUUCUAUUUAUCCUCUGCAAGGUUAUCACUAUUACUAAAGAUGGUGGAGACAUGUCAGUCUUAAUUGCCUUUGUAGCGCUCACCCAUUGAAGCUUUUCAGAAUUGGAUAAUUCUCCGGGUAUCGCUGGAUCUGAAGCAAAGCUCCUUGCAUGAUUGUUUUUAUAAGAUAUGUUGGCGAAAUAGAAAUCAGAUCUCUCCAUAAAAAGUUCAACUUUGUCCAUGGCAGUUCUACUCAAUUUCUAUUUGUCAUCGUAAAGAAUGCACCUUAUGAAUUGUGUAUAAAUGUUAAUAUAACAAUAACGACGAGAAUAUAUACAGAAUAUUUAAAUUAAUCUAUACAACAACAUAUAUUUUGGAACCUAUCGGUUAUGUUCUUAUGAAAAAUUUAUAUACUGUUUCACUUAAACUUUUUUCAGUUUUCUACGACUAGCAGUUACACCAGGUGUGAAUCACUAUUUGUAAAUGAAAAAACUUUGUUAUAUUUGCGUUUUUAGAAUCUAUGAUAAAUUGGAAUAUCUUAAUAUAUGUCGAAAAGGUUCCAUUUGUCAGUUAUUUGAAAACAUGAAAAGGCAAUUCUAAUAUUACCAAACUUUUACCCAAAGCUUCUUAAAUUUUUACUAAUUUUUCAAAUAUUUAGCGUGUAAUUCUCUAGAUUCAAAUAGCAACGUUACAAGACUUUACACUAAAAAUAGGAGGCUGAAGCUUGUACCUUUAUGUUUAAAUUAAAUGGUUUAUAUAGAAACUUGGAAAAAUUGAAAUUUCCAUGUGAUUAACAGAUAUAUCGGUUUUGUUUCUUAUUAAUUUUUCUUGAAGAUCAAUCAAAUAUCUGUUAUAACUACAAAGAAAUUUUAGUGUUUCCAAAUUUCUGCAAAACAAAAACUGUUUAAUUUAGAUAUAGUUUUGCAGGCAUACUUUGCAUACACGGGAAUGCCAUUUUCGAAAAUAACUGAAUUUGCAGCUGAUUUUUGAGCUCGUCGUAUAACUUUACGAAAGUUAAAUACAUUCACAUUCAUCAUAGAUUCUGGAAAUGCAAAAUAGGAUUCAAUCUAAUAAAAUCAAACUUGGAUGUGAUAUAACAGAAAGUUUAGAUAAUAGAAUAUAUUUUGACACGGAAACAUAUAUAGUUUUCCAAUGAGACAACCCCUAUAUUUUUUUAACAGCAACAAUAUGCUAGUUUUGUUAAUAAAAGUUUUAUUUUAGUUUUUCAGGUUGGAUAGUUUUUAGGGGUUUUGCAAAUAUAUUUAGAAUAAUGUUUACUUGGUAAUUUUUGUUUAUAACAAAUCGUUUUUUAAAAACAAUAACAAUUGUAGAGAUGUUUAUAUAGAUAGAAACUUUUUUUUUAAGUAUUGACUUCACAAAGUAGACAAUAUUAUAUAUUUUAUAUAUAGAUAUAUAUAUAUAUAUAAAACAGCCGCAGGCGCACAUACAAAAUAUAUAAAAAUGUAUAAUUUAGUUGAUUUUAUUAAAUAUUUAGUUUAGGUGUUGGGACAAUGAGAAACAAUAAAUAGUUUUUAAUUUAAAUUUUACAAUGCCAUUGUAAAUCCACAAUAUAUUUAUUUAUAAUGCUGUUAGCUUAACUGACAUAUCCUGAAACAACAAUAGUAUCACUAAAUUAAUCCAUUAACUCGAAAUCAUAUACAAAAAGUGAAAUUGAAAAAUAAUUUUAAAAUCACAAAUUAUCAUUUAACAUAGUGAUUAUCUAAUUUUUUCUUCGACAUUUGCUUUUUAUCUUUUAGUUUAAAAUGUGUAGUAUUGUUGGAAUGAUUUUUCAAAUACAAAUCGAAUCUUUAAGGUAUAUAAAUACAAAUUUUCUUUCCCAAUUUUAAAAAUAUUUUUUAACUUUAUAUAUAUAUAGACCCCAAACUCAUUCGAAUGAGUUUCUUCCGAUCUUGCGGAGCUCUUUUGAUCCUUUUUCCCUGUGGAUAAAUCCUUAUUUUUUCUUGCUUUUCCUCUUUAAGUCAUCUCAUCGAUAUAUGGUUUUGUCAAGAAAGUUCAUUUCUAUUUAGUUUGUCUCUUCUUAAUUGUAAUUUGGGCUAAAGUACAUCUAGACAUCAAAAAAGAGUUCAUCUAUCACAUUGAAAUUGUCAUUGUUACUUGUAUUUAGUUUUUAUUUUGUUUAUUGAUGUAUACUUCUAACGAUCGAAUAUAAGACUGGUCACAUAUUCUCGACUACCUUGACUUAGAGAGAUCACUUCCUAUAUAUAGGGGUGGAAGAUGCAAUCCUCACAUAUUAUAUUCUGCAGGAAUUUUGUACAGUACUUUUUCAAUUUUACUCACUUAAUCCUGAAGCCUUUAUAUCUUUUCGGGUGUAAGGCAUGCUGGAGUUGAGUCAUUACGUGGGCACCCUGAUCCACAGUAGCUCCAAUAUUUUCCUAUCUUGUAUCUCUUGUUUUAUUUCCUUCCAUCUUAUAUAUCUUAUAUCUUCCUUAUUAAUCACUCUUCUGUAAUUCUCAUAACAUAGUCACUUUUUCAAUCCUAAUCACAUAGGAAAUAAUUCGGUUCAUUAAUUGAGUCUACAAAUUAUGAUGUUACCUCUGUGAUAUUGGCGACUUUAUAUACACAGGGUAUAUAGAAACUUUACUGUUUAAUGGGGUAUUAAAUGUGAUUUAGUUACAUCUCACCAAACAGACUUGUAUACAAAAGUAGUAAGUGCAUUUUCCAGAAGAGUUUCAGGGCAUACUGUACAUAUCUCAAAGGUCCAGUUUUGAUUAUAUUUCUCCACUUCUAUCUUCUAUGUUUUUAUAUUAUAAGCAAGUUGAAUACUUGACAAUUGCAUUUGGGGUCUACCUCUUUCCGUUGAUUUCCUUAUCUUCAUUGUAUCAAUAUCUUAUUUUAUCAAUCGUUGCUUCAUCCUGAAUUUUCACUUUUCUACCAAAUGUUUGUUCUCUUGUCAGUCAGUUAGAAUAUAAAAUUUGUUCUUGUUUUCUCAAAUUAUAUUCAAUAGCUUUGAAACUAUGCCAAUUCAUAUUCGGAUGAAAAUUUUUGGUAGAGUGAAUUUUGUACUACUUGAAGUGUGGAUCAAUAAGGAUGUGAACUAUUUCUAAUUGAAUAAAUUUCCGAUGCUAUCAAAAACAAUCGUUCUUAUUUUUUUCUUGUUGACUUUUUACUUUGCAAAAGAAAUAUAUCUUUAUUGUAUAUAAUAUAUAGACCCACUUUGAUUUUCUGUUGGUGAAUAUACUGUCUGUUGUUUCAAUAUUAAUUUUGUUACAUUAUAUUCUAUGGCAAAGUGCCUUUUAUAUAACUUUGUACAAACUUAGAUAUAAAAUAUCUAUUUAUCCUGGUCUGAUCAUAUCUGCUGUAAGGGAUUUUAUAGUAUGGAUUGCGCAACACCGUAGAAAAAAUGACACAAUUUUUCAGCAUAAAUUAAUAUUUGAUAAAUAGUUUUUUUGAAAAUUAUUGAUUGUUUUUAAUGUAUGUAGCAAUUGAGUAUACAAAAUGAAUCGUUUGGAGAGUGGCGAUAAUUAUUAACUAACCACUUUAUCAAUGUUGAAUAGCUGCAUCUAGAUUAUUUUAGAAUUGCAAAAGUUGUUGUGUGAAUAAAUUCAAUUUUCAUUUUUGAAAAUAUAAUUUGUUAUUACAAAAUAUUAGCAAUAUUCCAUUAAAAAACUAGCUUAAUCUCUUUAGUUGGAUUUUUUGGAACUGAUUAUGAUAUUCAUACUGAACAUACUGCAUACACUACCAUUACCCCUACAUCCACAAUUAGAUGUCUGACGCGCGUUUUGAUAACCAAGAUAUCGUCUUUAGAGACUGAAGAGAAAAUAUAAAUAAUUUACCCUCAGUCUCUGAAGACGAUAAUUUGGUUGUCGAAACGCUCGUCAUGCAGUGUAAUUGUGAGAGUUUGUGUAGUUCAGUAUAGCUUAAUCUCACUUAAAACUCACUAAGUAAAUUUUGGGUGUUUUGCAAAUUACUCCAUAAGAGUUUCUGUAUUAUGGAAAAAUAUUUUAUUAUUGAAAUUACAAGUUGAAAACUGUAAAUAAGAUAAAACUAUGAAGAAUACGUGCAGUGGUUGUUUUUACUUGGAAAAAUUUUAGACAAAUGUAGUAAAACCGUUUCUACAUCUCAUAAUAAAUUGCAAAAAUUACAAAAAAAUAAAGAUUAAGAAAGUACAUAGUUUUUGCGUAUAUUUCAGAACAUUUUAAUAAACAAGAGAUUUCAGGAAAAUUAUCUCAAUACAGGGAAAGUUUCCUUUCCUAAAACUAUUUUAUUUAUAGUUUCAAUUUAACGUUGAAUGUCAAUUUAAGGAUAUGGAGCCAAGAAUAUCAUUACACAAAAUAAUGUUUUCAAAUUAUUAAAUAUUAAUGUGGAAAUUUUAGAGAGUUAUAGUGUAUUACGAACAAUUCCAAGAUUUUAUUCUGGAUGGAAAGUUUUUUCAAAAUUAAAAUAAAUAUUUGUAGUGCUUUUUAAUGUAUCAUUAGAGAAUUUUAUAAUAUUUUCAACAAUUUUUUAAAUUAAUAAAAAAUUAAACAUAGAAAUAACAUGCUUUUAAAUUCACCGUUUUUGUAUUAAAGAAUGAAAUUUUCCCGAAAUAUGUUUAUAAAUUGAUGAUAAACAAAUUGACCCCCUUAAGAUUUUUGAAAUUUUUUGUUAUAUUAUUUUGUUGAAAUUUGUGAUUUGAAGAACAUUUCUAAUUGUUUAAUUUCCAAAUUUUUCUAAUGUUUAUAAAGAUAAGUUGAAUAUAUUUUUUUCUUAAAAAAUUAUUAUUGUUUGUCCUAUAUGUAAUUAUGAAAACAAAUCUUUAUUAACAAUGUCAUUGUUUAUUGACUUUUUUCACACUCUUGUUUAAAACUACUGAUAAUUAGGAAAAUAAUAUUUUCAAAUUUGAAAAGAGUUAUUUUCUAUUUAUUUUAAAAAAACUUUUUAUUUCAAAUUGUGCUUUCUUAAUUAUUUAUAGCUUAAAAGAAUAUAACAAGGUUGUUAAAUUGUUCACAACAAUUGUUUCGUCAAUAAAAAAUCACAUUGUUAGUGAAUUAUUUUUACAGAGAACAUUUCAUUACAAUUUUAGAAAGAAGAAACAAUUCUCUAAUCAUAUCACCAUCUUUUUUGUCUACAAACCUUUCGAGAAUGCAGAAAUUUCUUAUCAAAAUCAAUUCUUUGUACAUACUAAUAAGCGUCUUUCUUUAAUAUAAAACAGUGAUACGUUAACAAUAUUUGAAAAAGACAAAGGAAAACUUUUUGUCUUUGUUUUAAGUUAUUUUUUUAAGUAACUGUGGUUUAUAAUCUGUCAAAAUAAAAAUGAAAUAAUUCUUAAUCAAACACAGACUGUUGUUGGUGAAUAAACACACCAUAGCGAUAUGCAUAUUGCAAAUAAUGUAACGGCAAUGAAACUAUAAAAAUUGUAUGAUAUGAACAUCAAACUUUUAACUAUCUUCCUUUAGGUGUAUUAUGCUCGUUGUUGAUUUUUAAAUCUAUAAUACUAACUAAAAUCUCGAAACUAAGAGCUCCUAGUGGUUAAAUCUAGACACUUUCAAUUCCUAAGGUAUGAAAUUUGGGAUAAGAAACUAUAUUAAACUCCAUUUUUAAAAAAGAUUUGAUGUGUUAUGCUGUGAAGAUUUAUUAACAGCAAAUGAACAUAGUAUGCUGUGCAUGUAUAUUUAGGAUAAACAAUUUCAUAUAUUUAUACAAAUGCGGUGGUUUUAUAAAAGUAAUAUAAAAGUAAUAGAACAUUUCUAAAACACCCUGAAGAUGGUCAUAAAAAGCAAAUUAAAAAACAACUUUUAGUAUACUCCAAGUUUACACUAUUUUCGUUAAAAAGUGUUGUAACACAGUUUUAAUAAUUUGAAAUUGGAUCGUUAUAUAUUAAAGAGAAUAUGAAUUUAAUCACAAUUUAUGAAUAAUAAAAGUAAAUGAUCACCAUUCAUUCUGAAUUACGAAAGAGAAAUGUCCUGCCGCUGGCACUAGGAUGAACUAACCAGACAUCUAUUACCACCGCCCACAAUGUAACUGUUUUUAAACAAAGGUGGCAUCGUGGGCAGACAACCUUACGGUCCAUCUUUUCUAUGUUCAUUUUAUUCCUAAAUUAUACAAUGAGCAGCUAUUCCUCUUAAUUCCUUAUUACUUAACUGUUUUUAAAAUUUUUACCAAAAAACAAAACAUCUUUAUUAGUUGAUAACUUUUGCAAUUAUUCAUGUUCUUGAACAACGUUUUAAUACAUUUUUCUAGAUAUUAUUUCGGAUUGUAUGAGCUACUGUAUUCUUACGAGCUUCAUUUUUCUUAAAGAAUGAUUUUUGUUAUAAAAAAAAUCAUUAAUUUAGAAAUUUUUAUGUUUGUCUGAGGAACGUUUUCAUUACUAUAAAUGUAUGUUGAAAAUUAUCAGACUUCUGGAACCGUUUAUUAAAUUUCACAGCAAAAACAAUCAACAGUUUCUAAAAUUUUUGCAAAAAAAACAAAACAUCUUUAUUAGUUUAUAACUUUUGCAAUUAUUUAUAUGCUUGAAAACAGUUUCAAUACGUUUUCCUAGACAUUAUUUUGGAUUGUAUGAGCUAUUGUAUUACGAGCUUAAUUUUUUUUAAACGUGAUAACUGUACUAUAUAUGCCAUAAAAUGAUUUUUGUUUUAAAAAAAUCUUUAAUUUAUCGAUUUCUAUAUGUUUGUGUGAGGAACUUUUUCAUUACUAUAAAUAUACAGGUGCAACUAUCACAAAUCUGGAACCGUUUAUAAAUUUUACAGCAAUAACAAUUUUCACUCCCACUACUCCAACGGUACAUUUCUUCCACUAUCUGAUACACGUUCCAUUACUAUAUUAUUGUCUUUAGUAACAAAACGGAUUAACGUACACCAGGUAGUGAAAUAGUGUUGAUUCCGCGCAAUUAUCUAUGUAAUGAUAGCGAACUGUAAGAAAUAAUGACAAUAAGACAUUUUAUUUAAUAUUUAAUUGUUUAUAAUGAUAAGCUUAUUAAUAAUGUUGUAAUAUACAGUUGAUUUUGUAUAACGUAGUUUUCAAAGAAUACUUUUAACAUUCAUUAAAUAUUUAAAUUUGAUUAAAAAUCAAGUGAAUGUUAUUCUAGUCAAUACCAACUAAUCCAAAAAAAGCUAUAUACUUAUUCCCCGCAAAACAAAAACAUAAAUUUCAUAAAAAAAGAUGAAUUGUUUUUAAAGUACAGCCUAUUCGGAACCCAAAGGAUCGAAAUUUAUAGAAUUUUAAUAUUCCAUCAUAUCAAUAUUACGUCGGCAGAUCAAUAAGUCCGUCACUUUUUUAAUAAAACAGGUUUUUAAUAUAUUUAACAUUUUUUUGGUUCUAUACAGUCUGUCAAAGAUAUUUUUUCCAAAUGAGAAAAUUUGUCCUGGUAAUCAAAAUAUGUAUCUGUGAUAUAUCACUAAUAAUCACAAUCUCUUUCUGUCGAGAAAUUCCUUCAGAUUUAGAUAUAAGUUAUUCGGAGCUGAAUCCAGAGAAUAGAUGAAGGAGUACUUCCUAGCCUAAUUCAUGGAUCAAGUCAUUUGUCAAUCGAUUGUUUCAAUCUUUUGUAUUAAUAUACAAUGACUUUAUUGACUGACAACCCAUUUGUUUUACCUGCUUAUAUAUUAUGUAUCGUGGUAGGUCCACGAUUUAAAAAAAAGGAAAACCUCUUCUAUAUUAUGGUUACGUGUGUGAACUACUCAUAUUGUGGAAAGUUUUCUUAUACUAUUAAGCCUUGUGAGAAGCCUAUGGCUUCCACAAUCCCUAGAACUUUCAAUUUCCAAUCAACCUGCACCAUAUCUUGAAUUUCUUCAAUUGCUUUGAGUAUAAACACCUCAACAUCCAGCCACAAUUGAAUUCAGCGAACCAUUUUUUUUUCAUUUAAAUUCAUGUAGAGUUCCCAUAAUUUUACUGAACUUUGAUGUGAAAAAUUACAAACCAGUCAUUUAACGAUCAACCUUCGUAUAUUCAGGGUCCAUACUCAAUUUUUGUUUCACUAAAAAUUGUACAUCGUUUGACAAAAAAUAAUUUUUUCUUUGGGAAAACGAGUGAUAGUUUAAAAUUUAAUUGUAUAACCUUCGGCUUAUAGAUCAGAUCCUGGAUUAAAAAAAUAAAUUACGCAAUAGUUUAGAAUCACCGUGUGAUAGUUUUUGUUUUUCUUUUUAAUUUUUUUUUUGUUUAACGUUUGUUAGGCCGAGGCCAGUCUUAUCAACGUUCUUCCAUUUAAGAUCGUAACUACAAAUCUUACAAGACUAGUUGCAAUCUUUGUUAGUAAGAAUAGUUAAUCCUAAGUGCAAUUAAUAUAGAAAUUUAUAUACUAACGUUAUUAGUAUUAAGGUUUCAGAAUUUGAAUAACUUUAUUUGGCAAAUUUUGAAUUUGCUCCAUUUGUAUUAUAUCUCACACUGUGCCUGUUUUUGAUGGGAAGAUAUCUAAAAAGCACAAAUAAAAGACAUCUUUUUGGAUCUUUUUAUGUUAUUGCUGAGUAAAAUUUAUGUUCAAAUAUUGACAAGAAGAAAAAUAUAAAUCAUUCAAAGAGGCAAAUAGACAAGUGAUGAGUAUGGAGGUUUUGAAAGAAUUAUUAUAUUUUUUCUGUUUCCCUUUUUUCAUAUAUUACACUUCCUAUGUUCAACAUAUAAUAUUGAUCUGUUUAAUUUCGAAAUUUUUGACUUCAUUUAACAACUCUGUAUUAAAUUGUUCAUCAUUUUUUGAAAAUUUCAGGAUUUAGUGUAUAAAAACAAUUUUAUCAUUUGGAAAAACGAUAUUCUUGUCUUUAAAGGAAAACUUUUUUUCUCUUCUCCGGCAUGUCAGUAUAUUAGGAAAAUAUUACAGCGCAAUUAUGAUUUAAAGUAAGGGAGCUCACUUAGGUGGUCAAUAAGGACCUUUUCAAAAAACAUUUCUGAGCAUAUAUAGCUCAUUUCAGUUUUAUUUUUUCCAUCAUUUUUUGAAAAUUCCAAGAUUUAGUGAACAAAAACAAUUUUCUCUUUUUGAAAAAUCGAUCAGUUAAAUUCUUGUCUCCAUCAGGCAGAUGAUGGCAUGUUUAUACAAAUACAAAAAUUUUUUUGGACAUUACAGCACAAUUUAUUUCAACGAAAAUGCCAAAUUAGUAAAUGCAACUUUUCAACAUGUCGACAACCUAUGAUUAUUUUCUAUUUCUGUCAAAAUAUUUAAAUUCAGAUUUACAAACUCCUAGUGAUAUUAUUUUGUAAUUUAUUGUUAUAAAAAUGAGAACACAUUUAUUUCAUCAAUUAAAUUGAUAAUAAUUGUGGAAUAAUAUUUAUCAAAUUCAAAUAUAUCAAAUUAUAUUAUUAGUAAAAAUGUUUUCCCAUUAAAUACAGUCCAUUAUAUAUAUUGUGUCGAUACUUUUCUUUUGUUAAAUUGAUGUAGUGUUUAUUUUCUUAUUUUUGUGAUCACAAAAUUUAAAUCGUUAUUUCUUUUUUUUUGUAUUAAUUUUUUAUGCUUUAAUAAUCUAUUAAUAGUGACAUCGUAUUUGAAUAAUAAUUGUUUUAUAUUUAUAUCCGUUAUUUUAUUUUUAGUAACACUGGUGCAGACGCGUAUCAUGAAAUGUAAUUAGAAAUGUGUCACUACGGUUCAAUAAUUUUUUGAACAUUGUACUUUUCUUUAUUAAUAAAUCUACCUCUAAUAAAAAUAUAUUAAUCCAU